GGCAUCAACAUUCUUAUGCACAUCCCACAAAAAUUUCAUGAUAGACUUUGAUGAAUGCACCUCUGUGCAGGUGAAUUUGUGACAACAGAAGAGGCGCGAAGACGUUUACAUGCAUACGAUGAGCUUGCGUCCACCCGAAACUUUUCGCCUGCACUUUUGGUUGUUCGGGAGCAUCUUCCAUCUGGUAAAGCUUGCCUGAGGGUCAACAUUGAUGCAACCGAGAUCGGAAAUGUAGCUCGCUUCAUCAAUCACUCGUGUGACGGCGGCAAUCUGAUGGUUGUACUGGUGAGGAAUUCUGGGUGUUUUCUUCCCAGGCUUUGUUUCUUUGCUGCUGUAGAUAUUUCAGAAGGCGAGGAGCUCAUCUUCAGCUAUGGGGAUGCUCCCCGAAGGCCAAAUGGCCUGCCUUGCUUUUGUGGAAAAGAAGAAUGCAUGGGUGUUCUGCCCUCUGAGGAAGCGUGAUGUUGUUGGUGCAUUUCAUCAUAUGGUUGAACUUCAGAUUCACAAAGAGAAACAAGCCAGACAAUCACCAUUUUAGACGUGGC
This is a messenger RNA of Phalaenopsis equestris, 542 nucleotides long. Its product is annotated as histone-lysine N-methyltransferase SUVR3-like. The coding region runs from base 55 to 459 and encodes 134 amino acids. The transcript has a single exon. NCBI's taxonomy places the organism in Eukaryota, Viridiplantae, Streptophyta, Magnoliopsida, Asparagales, Orchidaceae. The record is from RefSeq and is a predicted model, not a curated record. Gene Ontology annotation, molecular function: protein binding.